CCACAACAAUCAGCUCAUUUGGUGAACAAAACAACUGAGAGAGAGACACUUCUUUGUGGUCAAAAAGGAAGUCUACACAGUUCUCUACAAUCUUAUCCUCCCCCUCAUCGCCAAAUGUCUUCCAUUUUCUCAGACGUGUAAAAAGAAGAAAGGAAAAUCAAGAAAUCAAUAGACUAAGAGGAUUUCCAGAAAUUGCUAUUGAUUAAUUUUGCUUAAUCAUUCUUUUUGCUUAAUCAUUCUUUUUGUGUGUUGUGAUCUCUUCUCUUGAUGGCUUAUUGGGGGUGGUUUAAUUUUGUUUUAGGCUGGUUUAAUUGUAAGAUAUCUUUGCUUGAAUGCAUGAAUUUUGAGUUUUGAUUAUUGGAGUCCUUUUUUUGCUUCUGUACAGAAACAACAUUAUGAUCUUUUUAUACCUGUUUUAGUUGUGAUUCUAUGUUUCUAUAUUAUUUUAAUCUUUCAGAUUGUGAUGACAAUAUUGCUCAUGUUAGUUAUAAUUUUCUUUUGCAUCCUCAUAGUACUUAAAUGAAUGACUAAAAAAAGUUGUAACUAUUUGUUUAUGUUAGACUGUUAGUUAUUUUCUUUUGUAUAACUCUUCCUUGGUCAUUUGCCUAGCUAUUUUUUGAUACUCUUCCAUUUCAGGAUGGAAGUUGAUGGUGUGAUUACCACAGAAGAACAGCCUGUGGGUGUUACUAUGGAUUUGGAGCAAGAGCAAGAACAACAAGAGCAUGAGGAAGACGAAGUGGAAAAUGAAGAUGAGGAGGGAGUUGAAGAGGGAGAUGGGGGAGGAGAUAACGAAAAUGAUGAAAGUCUAGAGAUUGAUAAGAAAAGAAAGAGAAGGAGAUCCGCGGUUUGGGAUGAGUUCGAUGAAGUAACAGGAACAAACAAAAUGCAAUGCAAACAUUGCAAGGCACAACUUCAAAUCAGUGGUGGCACGACAUCUCAUUUCAGGAGACACUUAAAGGGAUGUGCAAGAAGGAUGACAAAUCAAAAGUCUCAAAAGAUAUCGGGUUUCCGCUCGGGUAAAAUCACUAGAGAAGUUGUUUAUAGAUGUUCUCAAGAAGAAAGAGGAAAAUGGAAUGCUUUAGGUUGGUGGAUGAUAGGUGUGAUAAUACCUAUUUGGGAAAAAGGUGGACAACAAGAUUGA
Molecule: messenger RNA, 1141 nt
Organism: Tripterygium wilfordii
Lineage: Eukaryota; Viridiplantae; Streptophyta; Magnoliopsida; Celastrales; Celastraceae
Exons: 3
Coding region: 638-1141 (167 amino acids)
Molecular function (GO): DNA binding
Source: RefSeq, a predicted model, not a curated record